Molecule: messenger RNA, 3957 nt
Organism: Odontomachus brunneus
Lineage: Eukaryota; Metazoa; Arthropoda; Insecta; Hymenoptera; Formicidae
Gene: singed
Product: protein singed
Exons: 7
Coding region: 524-2101 (525 amino acids)
Biological process (GO): cell migration; actin filament bundle assembly; establishment or maintenance of cell polarity
Cellular component (GO): cytoplasm; actin cytoskeleton
Molecular function (GO): protein-macromolecule adaptor activity; actin filament binding
Source: RefSeq, a predicted model, not a curated record
CCUGCUCCGCCGCCUGCUAGGAGCGGCCGGUGCUCGCCGGUGCUGCGCGACAGAACUUUAGUAGCGUGACGAGCGUCGAUCCGCUUGUUUCGUGUAUUUUGCGCUCUUCUUGCCACUCUACUUUUGCGGGUUGCGUUCGUUUUCCCAUUCCUCGUCAUCUUUUCUUUCGUGUAAUUCGCGCGCUAUACGACGAGGCACGGCCGUUGAAUCGAGUCGAGUUGAACUCAGUCUUUCCGGUCCGAUCUCUAGCCCGGUCGAGUCGCGUCGUGUUGCGUCGAGACGGGACGAGACGAAACGCGCGCGCGCGCGCGUGUGUGCUAUCGAUACACUCGGUGAACGAACGCAGGAGCCAACGAUCGAGGGAGGCAGGACUUUAGGAGCGGAGAAGGAGCGAGAGAGAGAGAGAGAGAGAGAGAGAGAGAGAGAGAAAAAGAUACGUUGAGAAGUUAUUCGAAGGCAUUCGAAUACAUUUUGGUAACUCAGGUGAGGAUAACUGAUUUUGCGUGCGAGAUACAUUACUACGAUGCAGAGCAACGGUUCGGAGAGUGUAGGAUCUGAAAACGGAGUCGACAAAUCGGGAUGGACAGUUGGAUUAAUCAACGGAAAGAUUAAGUAUUUAACGGCGGAGACGUUUGGUUUUAAAAUCAACGCCAAUGGAUCGAGCUUGAAAAAGAAACAAUUGUGGACUUUGGAAGGUAGCGAGCAUCAGGUCUUUCUUCGCUCUCACUUGGAUCGAUAUCUAGCAGUCGACCAGUUUGGUAACGUGACGUGCGAGAGCGAGGAGUCGACGGAUCCAGGAUGCGCCUUUCAAAUACAGCUCGCUUCCGAUGGUAGCGGACGAUGGGCGCUAAAAAACAUUCAGAGAGGCUACUUCUUAGGAUCGAGUCAAGAUGAAUUGAAGUGCACCGCUAAGGCUCCAGGCGAGGCAGAAUACUGGCUCGUGCAUCUCGCCGCCAGACCGCAGGUGAAUCUUCGAUCUGCUGGGAGAAAACGUUUCGCACACUUGAGCGCUACUCAGGAUGAGAUCCAUGUGGACGCACCGGUUCCCUGGGGUGAGGACACCCUAUUUACUUUGGAAUUUCGUCCGGCGACCAUGGCCGAUGACGACAGCCACGGGGGGGAUCGUACCAAGUCGGAAGGCGGCCAUUACGCUUUGCAUACUUGCAAUAACAAAUACCUCGCACGUGACGGCAAGCUUCUGGACGCUUGCACGCGAGACUGCCUGUACGCCGCGGAGUUCCACGCCGGUCUCCUUGCUCUUCGAGAUAUACACGGCGCAUAUUUGGCACCGAUUGGAAGCAAAGCUGUCCUGAAAUCACGAUCGACGACUGUUACACGCGAUGAGCUCUUUUCGUUGGAAGAAUCUCUGCCGCAGGCAUCGUUUGUCGCGGCGUUAAACCAGCGAUACGUUUCCGUGAAACAAGGUGUCGACGUAACCGCCAAUCAAGACGAAAUCUCCGGCCACGAGACAUUCCAAUUAGAAUUUGAUCGGGUGACGAAACGGUGGUACGUGCGAACAAUGCAAGAUCGUUACUGGAGCUUGGAGGCAGGUGGUGGCAUUCAGGCUUCUGAUCACAAGCGCUCGUCGAACGCUCUCUUCGAUUUGACAUGGCAGUCGGACGACGGUACGGUCGCGUUACGCGCCAACAACGGCAAAUUCCUGGCUACCAAACGGUCCGGGCAUCUCUACGCGAACGCCGACUCGCUCAACGGCACCGACUCGGACGCCGCCAAGUACUACUUCUAUCUGAUGAAUAGGCCCGUACUGGUACUCCGAUGCGAGCAGGGUUUUGUCGGGCCCAAAAGUGCGGCUAGUCCUAAACUCGAAUGCAACAAGGCCGUCUACGAGACGAUACGCGUCGAGCGUUGCGAGCGCGGUGUAGUCAGAUUCAAAGGGCAAAACGGCAAGUAUUGGCACGCGGACAGCGAAGGAGUAACGGUGGAUUCCGAUAUGCCAUCUGAUGGUUUUUACCUGGAGCUGCGUGAACCAUCUCGAAUUUGCAUCAAGUGCGUGGACGGUCGAUAUCUCACUGCUGGUAAGAACGGCGCGCUGCGUCUAGGAGAAACCGACUACGAGUCCGCCACCAAGUGGGAAUUCUAACACGGAUGACGCGCAACAAACGUUCGGACUUAUUCUACUUAUUACACUGCCUCCUCAGCUUUGGUCGUAACGUAGUACUGUUAUUGUAUGUAUUCCCCGAACAACGACAGGAAUUUGUGCAGUUUUGCUUCCCGUCGCGUACUUAAUCGAGCGUACCUACUUACCUAGUUACCCACCUAUCUGCACCAGCGUCACCGUGUUACUUUGUUGACGUUUGACUAAUUUCUUUCUUCAAGUCCAUCUCGAUAUAAAAAGUUUGGUAAAGUUUCGCACACAUUUUGCCAUUUACCGUGACUGACGACCCGAUCAACUGACACGAUUUACCUAAAUAACGCGAUAGUUUGAGAGAUGCCGAGAGAGUUCUCAUAGAGAGCGGUUCUGUGAACGGCUAUCCAUUUUAUACGUAAUACAUACUUUUAUAUCCAUAAUGUAUCGCCUAAGUAAGCAAUCAGCUUGUCAUGCUGCGGGUUCGACUUUAUUUUCGAUAUUUUAUUUGUUUAUUUGUAAUCGCGACGCGCGUUUAUUGAUCUUUGAGAAAUGCGAUCAAUGACGAACGAACGAUUUGAUAUCGAUGAUCGAUCUUAUGGUGUGUCGCGGAAAGUAAGCAUUGAAUAAUAUGAGAGUUAUCGAUGGAAAAAGAUCUUUCUUAAACCUUGUGUCCACGUGUCCAGAAAUCGGCCCGAGAUCUAGAUACGAGAAAAAAACAACUAAUCCAUUUGCAGCUUUUAUGGAAAGGCGACAGUUUUAUUGGUUAUACGUUUCUCAGAUUGAGAUCUCGAACUGAUUUCUAGUAUCGUGGACACGAUGGCUUUAUACUCGCAGUGUGGCAACGAGCUUUCGCUAUCGUUGUUAUAGUUUUGCGCAUUUUACACGUUAGGCAAAUAUACGCAUACUUGACGAUUAUGAUCAUCCGUUCGAUCACUGCCCUGCGCUCGGGGGUUUGAGAUACCCUCGAGCCGAUUCCCCCUCUUCUUCCUCUUUUUCAGGCUUUAUUGUCAAAGUAUCUGUUACGAUCGUAAGUUAGGAAAAGUACAUUUAACGGAACGUGAGAGUUUCGCUGUAUACCCCACGCAUGCUUCGCACGUAUUAGCCUAUACCGCGUAUACACAUACAUAUAAGCGAAAUAUGCCGGACUAAGGCUUGGUGAUGGACAGAGCAACAGGAUACGGAUUCGAGUUUCCAUUCGCUUUUAUGCUCGCGCGAGAUUAUACUUUGAUACUCGGUUAUAAUGCGUUUUUAAGGAAUAGGUUAGCAAACCGAUAAUUUCACUCUUGUGCAAUUUCAGCGUUAACGUAAACGUUAUUACGAUCAUCGUCAACAAAAUUGACAAGGAACGCGUUGUAUUUUGUCUGAAAACGUUUGCGACACUGAAUUUUUCAAUAUGGUUCAUCACACGUAUACCAUAUGCAAUUAUAUGUACGGAAGGUGCGGGAAAUAAAGUAGCGCUGGUGUUAUGACAUUGAAGUACAUACGCCAGUCUCGUGUAAAUGUACACACGCGCGUUUGCUUCUUCACCAACAUUAUCACUAUAAUCAUAGCAUGACAUUAUGUAGUACACUUUGUGCGCGCUUUGCGUCACACCAUUUUUACAUCUUACGAGCAAAACGCGUAAAAUCUAUGAUGCCAAGUGUACAUGGAAACGAUCUAUCGAGUGUUGCAACAUUUUUUUAUCGUCCGGUCAAGACCUUCGAUCGGAUCCGAGUCUCGACCUAUCAUAGUGAUUAGUAGAUAUUAAUCCCUUGAUAUUAUGUAAGCGGCAAUCUCUUUUUACUACUUUUUCACGGUAAAUACAUUAAAAACAAUGGAUGUAAUAAAUUAAAGGAUGUAAUAAAAGAAUUUUUUAUCAAUUAGAAAGA